This is a messenger RNA of Pseudogymnoascus destructans, 1573 nucleotides long. RefSeq lists its product as uncharacterized. The transcript has 5 exons. The coding region runs from base 89 to 1366 and encodes 425 amino acids. Gene Ontology annotation, biological process: rRNA base methylation. Gene Ontology annotation, cellular component: nucleus. Gene Ontology annotation, molecular function: 23S rRNA (adenine(1618)-N(6))-methyltransferase activity. Lineage: Eukaryota; Fungi; Ascomycota; Leotiomycetes; Thelebolales; Thelebolaceae. The record is from RefSeq and is a predicted model, not a curated record.
GGACGAAUUUAUAAAUAGAAAGACUUCAAUUUUACCAUGUUGACAUAUUAUUAAUUGGCCAAGCAUUAUUUCACCUAGGUGACGAGUUAUGAAUUCUGAUAAGAAUAUAUACAAAAAGGACCUCGACUUCACAGAGUUGGCGUCCCAAGAUGCCGAAUUUAAGAGCAUCCUAAAGCCAAACGGCCAAGUUGAUUUCAGCGACCCCAAAUCCGUCCAACAACUCACCAAGUCCCUCCUAAAACGAGACUUUGGCUUGAAGCUCGACCUCCCACCUGACAGACUAUGUCCCGCUGUCCCAAACCGCCUCAACUACCUCCUCUGGAUCCAAGACCUUCUCGACACCAGCACCCCCUCCCCGUCUCUCACCGACACUCACGAUUCCUCCCGUCCCGUCAUCGGUCUAGAUAUUGGCACAGGAGCAAGCGCCAUCUACCCCCUCCUCGGCUGCUCGCACUACCCGACCUGGCGCUUCGCCUGCACUGACACCGACCCGCACAGCCUCACCUUCGCCCGCCAAAACAUCGCCCAAAACAACCUCUCAAACCGGAUUCGGCUCCUCCAAACCGAGCCGGAUGGUCCCCUUCUCCCACUCGACGAUUUAGGACUUGACACAAUCGACUUCACCCUCACCAACCCCCCCUUCUUCACCUCUUCCUCUGACCUCCUCGCCUCCGCCACCUUGAAAUCCAGACCCCCAUCCAGCGUCUGCACGGGCGCACAGUCUGAAAUGGUAUCCCCCGGCGGUGAAACCGCGUUCGUCGCCCGCAUGAUCGCUGAGUCUGUCCCGCUGGGUCAGCGCGUAAGGUGGUUUACGGCGCAGUUGGGGAAGUUGGGGAGUGUAGCGACCGUUGUUGCGGAGUUGAAGAAAGCGGGGGUGAAGAAUUGGGCGCUGGGGGAGUUGGUCCAGGGACGGACGAAGAGGUGGGUUGUGGGAUGGAGUCGGGGGGGCUGGAGGCCUGCGGUUAGAGUGGCUAGGGGGGCGGUGGGUGUGACGGGGGCAGAUCUGCCGUUUCCUAGUGAGGCAGUAGCUGUCAAGGUUGUAGUGGAGGCCGGGGAGGUAGGGAGGAGGGUUAAUGAGGCAGUUGCGGGGUUGGGGGGGAAGUGGAAGUGGGAUGCGGAUAGUGGGGUGGGAGUAGGGUUUGUGGCGAGGAAUACGUGGUCGAGGGCUGCGAGGAGGAAGGGAGGGAGUGUAGAGGAGGAGGGGGAUGAUAUGGCGUUUGGGUUUCGGAUUUAUGUGAGGGAGGUGCCUGGGGAGGGGGAUAGGUCAGCGGAGACGGAGGUUAUGGUGAGAUGGCUGAAGGGUGAUGAUAGCGUAUUGUUUGAGAGCUUUUGCGGGAUGAUAAAGAGGAAGGUGGAGGCUCAGUAGCGUCCAUGUCGGUUUGUUGCUGAAGCAUAUCCGGAGGGGAUGUCAAUCCCAGACUUAUUCAGGGGAAUAACUAAAACUAGCAAAGUUCUUUUGGGGAAUCUGAAUUCCUGGUUUGCAGUAAGAAUAAAGGUUCCGGCCAGGCGAUAUUUAUUACGACGAUGGUUAAAUGUAGUUUCCAAGGGGCCGUGGGUUUUAUUGUUGUUGUCG